AUGUCUUCUAAAACAGAAUUGCCAGAAUACACCGACGUCACUUUGCCUCGCGAGGAGGUCGAGAAACUCUACAAGAUCAAGAGCAGAUAUGAGACCAACAAAAAGAUUGCCAAACUCGGCUUGGGAGUGUUUUUGUUCUUCGUUGCCUGUCUGGUUUUGCAGUCCGGUCCGGUUGUCCACGGUGUCAAGUCCUUGACCCAUCCACACCACCCACAUGCCCACGGAUUCCACGGAGCACACCGCCCUCCACCGGGAUUCGAAGGCAUGCACGAGAUGGAAGAUGAGGUCAAGCCAUUCAAGGACUGCAAGAUGGACAAGAAGGGCGGCAUGCUGAAGGCUCACGAGAUGCACAAGGGCCACAAGAGCAUCAAGGGUGCUGAAGGUGAACUCAGAGAGACCGAACACGAGUUUGAAAUCGAGGAGCACAAGGCUCACGACAGACCACAUCAUAAGGGAAUGAAGUUGAAGGGCCACAAGGGAGGCGAGUUCUCCAAGACGAAACAGGACAAGCACCUUAAGGAAGAUUCGAAGGAGAAGUUGGAGAAGGAGCCAAAAGACGAGGAGCCAAAGGACGAGGAAGAGAAGGUCGAGAAGGUCGAGAAGGGACGCAGACAGAAGCACAAGAGACCAGCUAAGGCUCAGGAGGAAGUCCACAAGGAAGCCUUCGACUCUCAGUCUGAGUCCGAAAGCGAAAACGAGAACUAG
This is a messenger RNA of Ogataea polymorpha, 705 nucleotides long. RefSeq lists its product as uncharacterized. The coding region runs from base 1 to 705 and encodes 234 amino acids. The transcript has a single exon. The record is from RefSeq and is a predicted model, not a curated record. NCBI's taxonomy places the organism in Eukaryota, Fungi, Ascomycota, Pichiomycetes, Pichiales, Pichiaceae.